AUGCGCGUCGUUAUCGCUGGUUCUGGUGACUUGGCUCGCUACAUCUGCGAAGAGUUCACCAAAGUCGGUCACGAACUCGUCGUCCUGACCCGGAAGCACAAAUCACAAUUCGAACUUGCAGGUGUUACCCAGUUCAUUACCGACUAUAGGUUGGAGUCGCUAAGCGCCGCACUGGCGAAUAGCGAGGUGCUCAUAUCGACAAUUUCGGACUGGACCUCGUCAUACACCGACGUGCACCGUACUCUCAUCCAAGCCUGCCAGCAAAGCCCAACAUGCAAGAGGUUCAUACCCUCGGAGUUUGUAGGCGAUAUUGAGACGUACCCCGACCAGCCCGGCUAUUACUCCCGUUGCAGAGACCCCGUCCGCAAAGUCCUACGGGAGCAAACAGACCUCGAGUGGACUCUCGUCGCGAUUGGCUGGCUGGCUGACUACGCCGUACCAGCCAAGAACCGGUACAUCAAGGACAUUGGCGAUGGCGUUCCCAUCAACCUGGCUGACAGCCGCAUUGUGAUUCCAGGGACCGGAAACGAGCCCGUGGAUAUCACAUGGGCGCGAGACGUUGCCAAAGCGCUAGCAAAGCUCGUCGACGCGCCAACCUGGGAGCCCUACACCUACAUAUCCGGCGAGCGUACAUGUUGGAAUGAUGUCGUGAGGCUCGUCAAACAGAAGUUCGGCCCAGACCUCAAGACCCAGUACCGCUCACUCUACGAGCUUGUGGAGACGGCCAGGACCUCCAAGGACGAAGAACUUGUACUCGUGGUAGACCAGCAGAUAUUCUCUGUAUCUCAUGCGGCCUCUUUGCCUGAGGAGAAAGUGCAAGCUCACCGACAAAAGUAUUUCCCGGGUCUUCGUUUCCGAACACUGCAAGAUGGUUUGGCCGAGUUGGAUCGUGAUGCGGAAGCUAUUCUGUAG
Ilyonectria robusta is the source of this 912-nucleotide messenger RNA. RefSeq lists its product as uncharacterized. Bases 1 to 912 code for a protein of 303 amino acids. The transcript has a single exon. The record is from RefSeq and is a predicted model, not a curated record. NCBI's taxonomy places the organism in Eukaryota, Fungi, Ascomycota, Sordariomycetes, Hypocreales, Nectriaceae.